Fasciola hepatica (liver fluke) is the source of this 213-nucleotide messenger RNA. Lineage: Eukaryota; Metazoa; Platyhelminthes; Trematoda; Plagiorchiida; Fasciolidae. The record is from the annotation of a GenBank genome assembly.
CUGGGUUGUCAACUCGUGCGCAUUUCAUGGUUCCGUCAAAGACAAUACAAAUCGGACCGAAAGAAAAUCAGAAAACGCCUGCUUGGGCUACCAGCCUCUGGAGGGAAGGAAACCGUUGGUUUGGAAAUGCUCAAAAGAAUCCCGCAGAACAAGGGAAGUUGGCUGAAGCUGACGAAGAACCCGAACCGAUUCAUUCUCAGUUGGAAAGGAUAG